This is a messenger RNA of Fusarium falciforme, 621 nucleotides long. Its product is annotated as GFO-IDH-MocA domain-containing protein. The record is from RefSeq and is a predicted model, not a curated record. Bases 1 to 621 code for a protein of 206 amino acids. The transcript has a single exon. Lineage: Eukaryota; Fungi; Ascomycota; Sordariomycetes; Hypocreales; Nectriaceae.
AUGCUGUUUACAAGCCCUUGGUUUGGCGCUACUAUGCCAGAGUCCAAUGUGUACGGAGUCGACAUUGAGAAUGGAGCCAAUCUGAUGACAAUCUCUGUCGGUCAUUCGCUUGACGCCCUGUGCUAUGUGGUUGGAGAGCUUCACGGAGUCCAAGCCACUCUUGCCAACAACCGACCAGAGGUCACUGUUACUGACGCAGCCGGAAACCCCAAGAGAAAUGUCAAGAAGACCUCACACGAUCACUGCUCCGUCAUUGGCACUCUUCCAGGUGGCGGAGUUGCCACAGCUAUCUGCCAAGGAGGCAUGAGUGCCGCCGACAAGAAUUUUUUCUGCGAAAUCAUCGGCACAAAGGGCACGCUACUCCUCGAAGGACCCAUGGGCAACGUCCAGGGAUUUCCACCAACCAUCAAGUUCAUCGACGCCAAGCCCGAAGCGAAGCCACAGCCGAUCGAGGUGCCACGUGCGACGGGCUUCGAGUACAACACUGGCAAGGCUUGGGAUGCGUUUGCUGGGGACAGGUCGGGAGAGGCUCCUGAUUUCCAGGUCGCUCUGACACGACAUCGGAUGUUGGAGGCGAUCUAUAGGAGCAAUGAGAAGGGAACAAGGGAGGAUUAUGUUUAA